Molecule: messenger RNA, 7292 nt
Organism: Schistosoma haematobium
Lineage: Eukaryota; Metazoa; Platyhelminthes; Trematoda; Strigeidida; Schistosomatidae
Exons: 21
Coding region: 449-4321 (1290 amino acids)
Biological process (GO): lipid phosphorylation; diacylglycerol metabolic process; intracellular signal transduction
Molecular function (GO): ATP-dependent diacylglycerol kinase activity
Source: RefSeq, a predicted model, not a curated record
AUUCAUGACAGAUGGCGGUGGAUUUAAAGCCACUUUGAAACUUAAUCGUCAGUUUAAUUUUCUGAAAUCGUCUGUCCAAAUUACUUCAAACUUCUAUAACAUGAACACUGCGACGUAUUUCACUUACUACUGAAUUAAGCGAAUGACAAUAUGAAAGUGAGGAAUUGAAGCUCAUUUUAUAUAUUUUUUAUAAACCAGAUAUGCUUCAAUCAAACCCAAUAUUAUGACAUGUUCUAAUCAGCCUUUUAAAUGUAACAUUAUCUCGAUCCAAAUUUGAGGCUAAUAGCACUGUAAGCUUGGAUUAUAGUAAUCAUUGUUUUGAAAUCGACAAAAAUACUACCUUUCAUUUUGAUAAUAACAAGGAAUACUGUUCAUCAUUGGUUAUUAUAUUUCCAACCAAGUAUUAUGCUUGCUGCGCUUGUGAAUUACACAAUGAAACUAUAUCACAAUGGAUAGUUUUACAUCAGAGACUGAAGCAGAUUUAGUAGCAUCAAGCGGAUCAGCUUCGGAAGAGGAUGUUAAACAAACAUCAAGUUAUAAAAGUACUUCCACCUUAAAAGGUUGGUUUCAAGGUCAUUCAUUUGUGAAAAAGAAUUUACAUAAACCUGCUACAUGUCAUCAUUGUUCAGAUCUUUUAUGGGGAAUAUUAGGAACAACUGGAAUGGUUUGUGAAGUUUGUAAUUUUCUAGCCCAUGAAAAGUGUAUGCGUGCAGUUGUGACAGCUUGUACUUGUAUUGCACCAUUUUUAACCAAGGAUCCUGUGCCUCAUUGUUGGUCAGAAAUUGGUCAUUUUAAAAGGAAAUUUUGUAAUGUUUGCCGUAAACGUGUUGAUGAUUUAUUGGCAUUAAAAUGUGAAAUUUGUGAAUAUUAUUCACAUUAUGAAUGUUUGGAUUUUGUAGCAGCAGAUUGUAAACAAUGUGCCACUUCUACAUUGACUUCAAUGGCCAAGUCUCCAACAUGCAUACCUGAUACAGUUGAAACAAGAAACUCCUAUAUGAUGUCACGUUUACUGAAGAAUUUUUCAAAAUCGUACUCAUCAAAUGACCCUAAUGAUUCACUGCUCAUUGAUUUGACUGAUAAUGAAUUAACUAAUAAAUGUAUCAAUAAUAUUAACACUACUACUACUAAUACUACUGCUACUUCAGCUGUCAGUAAUACAAUUCCCAGUACUAUGUUUACUACUAGUAGUACUAAUACGUCAGUAGCAUUGAUUUCUCAUUCUUCUUCAACGAAUACGCCUAAAACAUCAGCACAAUGCACUCCAGAAAUCGGUGAACUAGCAUUAUUAGAAGCUGUGAAAACAUUAUCAUCAUCAUUGUCAGCAUCUCCGCAAACAACUUUAGGAACUAGUGAAGAACAAGUAUUGUGUACAACAAAAUCAGCAACAGAUACUUCUAUACCUCCUGUCAAAUCUUCAUUAAUAUCUUCACAUGUACAACAAUCACAUCAUUGGCGUGAAGGCAAUUUACCAGUAAACUCAAAAUGUGCGUCAUGUCGUAAAACAUGUUGGUCUGCUGAAUGUUUAACUGGUUUACGAUGUGAAUGGUGUGGUGUUACAGCGCAUUAUUCAUGCUAUAGAAAUAUACCGCUAGAAUGUGAUUUCGGUGUACUGAGAAAUAUCAUGCUUCCACCAUAUUGUGUAUCAGUGCCUCGUACAAGUUUAUUGGUUGAACAAAUUAUUGGUAUGUGUAGACCUCAACCAGAAACACUAAUGGGAGUUCAAGCUCUCACAGAUGAAUUCUCAAGCAAUGGUGAUAGUCCAGAAGAAUCUGGAAUUGAAAGGAAAUCUACCAAGGAUAAAACAGAUCGAGACUUUGAUGAUUAUGUACGAGUCUAUGAUGGCUGGGGUCGCUUUCGUAAGAAACAGUGCCGAUACCUCAGUCUUGGUCGUAGUGUAUCUGUGCUCAAAGUGAUUGAACUUUCCUUAAAAGCCUUUCAGUUACCUCCGGAUGAAGCAAGAGAUUACUAUCUCGUAGAGGUGAAUGAAAAAGAUGGAAGUGAGCAUAGAUUGCAUAGCUCUGGAUGUUUCAAAUCUCAACUACAGUUUGAAACUCGAAGGCCACAGAUUAUAAUACGUUCACGUGAUCGUAAUCAAGAUCGUGAAUAUAUUCAAACAUUUCCUGGAACAUUAGAUCAAUUCACAGAUGUUGAAUUGUUACCAAUACAAAUCUCAGUGACACGUGAUACCACAGUUCAUGAUGUUAUUUUACAAGCACAGAAACGAUUUGGACUCGAGCAUUUAGAUUCUGGUAGAUUUCAACUAGUUGAAACAAAUCUUGAUCGUGGACUUGUUGAACGUGUAAUGUCAUCAGGUGAACGAUUGUGGACAAUAUUAGAACGUGUUAAACGUGAAUCUGUUCGUGCAUUACGUUUAACACGUUUUUAUUUACAACCAAUUGAAGAAUCUAAAGGUCCUGUUGUUACAUUAUUUGUUGGAAAUUUAAAAAAAGGUUUAAGUCAACGUUUAUACGAACGUAUUCUACUUGAACGACUUGGUAUAGAGAAUAAAUGGGAUUUUAUCGAAGUGAUAUAUUAUGAUUUUGGCAGUUUAGUAUUAGUUUAUUUAAAUGCAGAACGUGCUGAUGAAGCAUAUCAUUUAUUAAAACAAAGUACAUUUGAAGAUCGUCCAAUUUUAGUUAUGAUAUUGCCUAGACUUAAACCAAGUAAAUUACCAGAUGAUAUUAGACCAUUAUUAGUAUUAGUCAAUGUUAAAUCAGGUGGAUGUCAAGGUGCCGAUUUAAUCACCUCAUUUCGAAAACUGUUAAAUCCUCAUCAAGUUUUCAAUUUGGACUAUGGUGGUCCCCUACCAGGUUUACAUUGUUUUCGUCAUUUAAAACAAUUUAAAAUACUUGUAUGUGGUGGUGAUGGUACAGUUGGAUGGGCGCUUUCAUGUUUAGAUAACGUUGGUCAAGAUGCUGCAUGUCCUACACCACCAAUGGCAAUUCUACCACUGGGUACUGGUAAUGACUUGGCACGAGUUUUACGCUGGGGUUCCGGUUAUACUGGUGGUGAAGAACCUUUAACAAUACUGAAAGAUGUUGUUGAAGCAGAAAAUAUUCGCUUAGAUCGUUGGACUGUUGUAAUUAAACCAGAUCAAGCUGAAAAAGAUGCACAAAAGAAACAAUUACAAAUUGAAGCUAAUUCAUCAAAUACAAAUGAAGAUUCUAGUCGUAUAUUUGUCAUGAAUAAUUAUUUCGGUUUAGGUAUAGAUGCUGAUUUAAAUUUAGAUUUUCAUAUGGCACGUGAAGAGAAUCCAGCAAAAUUUAAUAGCAGAAUUCAUAAUAAAAGUGUUUACUUAAAAAUGGGUUUACGUAAAAUGGUUAAUCGUACAAAAUGUAAAGAUUUACAUCAAAAUAUUAUCGUUGAAGUAGAUGGUCGUCAAUUGGAUUUACCACCAUUAGAAGGUGUAAUUAUUUUAAAUAUUUUAUCAUGGGGUGCUGGUGCAAAUCCAUGGGGUGUUGAAAAAGAUGAUGCAUUUACAACUCCAACACAUUUUGAUGGUCAACUUGAAAUUGUUGGUGUUACUGGUGUGGUACAUAUGGGACAAAUAUUUUCUGGUUUACGGACAGGUAUCCGUUUAGCACAAGGUGGUCAUAUAAGAAUUACAGUGAAAUGUGAUAUCCCAGUACAAGUUGAUGGUGAACCAUGGAUUCAAUCACCUGGUCAAAUUAUAGUUUUACGUUCAGCCUUAAAAGCAACUAUGUUGAAAAAACGCAAACGACGUAAAGUGAAUCGUCGUCAUACUGAACCUGGUUUAGGUGGAUCUGGCAGUUCGAAUACAACUAGCUCAAAUGUUAUACAUGGUAGUACAGAAGAUCCAUUAAGUAGUGCUGUAUUUGGUGCUAGUGGACCUCCUCCACCUGAAAGUGUAAAUUCUCUUGAUUGUGGAAAUACUACUACUAUUAAACAACUUGAAUUGGAUAUUGCAAAAGUUGAAUUAGAAGAAGGAAAUUUAAAUGAUGCUUUCUGUUCAAAUGAUACAAUCAAAACAGAUGAUUCAUAUCCUAGACUGUAUAGACCAGGACGACCAGUAUAUGCUAAAAGAAGAGGACGUCGUCUACCAAAACCUGUUUUAGUUGCAGUACCAUCAGCUCCAUCAGAAACUUGCAGAUCACCGAGAGAGAUACUUGAUAAUGAUGAGUUCGAUGAAACAUCGGCCUUAUGUCUUUCUAAAUCAACACGAUUGAAACAACAUGUACCAACUAAUAUGCAUUCAACAUCAGAUCAGCAAUCUCCUAUCAUACAAAGCAUCAAAGACUCUACACCUUCAGCUUCAAUGAGUCAAUUAGGUUCAACAACUACUAAAAAGGAAAUAGACUGAUGAUUAUACCAAAAUUGGUCACAGUUUUUUUGUUGCUUUUGGCAUUUUUAUAGUUGAUUUCUCCUUCAAAUACAACCACAUUCCAUCCGUACUAGUACAUAAUGAUGGGAUAAUUUGUACUUGAGUAAUAAUUUAUCUUAAUGAAUGAAUAAAUGGACACAUCUACAUUUGAUGGACAAAAUAAUUGUAUAAGCAUAUUUUUAUACACAUUUAAUACACAUGGACGAUAUAUAUAUAUAUAUAUAUAUAUGGUAUUAUCAAUUGACUUCCGAAUACCCUUUCAUGGUUAUAUGCUGAUAUGCAAUAUUUAUUUGUGAAAUAUCUAUAUUAUAAGUGUUGAACACAGAAAUAGCACUGUUUGUAGUCUCGCUCUGUGUGAAUGUGUAUGUGUUUGUAAACUGUGUGUAAACUUCUUUUAAAAAAAAGUUUGAUAGUGUUAUAUGUACAUUUAUAUUCAAUUAAUUUAUCCUCCUUUUGUGCAAAUGAUUUGUGUAAUCAGUUGGUAAUUGUUUUUCUAUUAUUAUUAUUAUUACUACUGAUAUUAUGACUGUUUAUUUUCCUAUACGUAUUAUUGCCUCGUCUUCGUAUACAUAUAAUAGAUGUAUAGAGUGAGUUAUUUCUUUGUAUACAGUAGUAUUAUCAAUAAAACGUCAAUUAUUAGUUCUUCCUCCAUCACCUUGUUCUUCUUCUUCUUCUUCUUCUACAUGUUCUCGCCUUCUAUUAGUAAUCAUCUAUUUUCAUGAACAUUCAAACUAUUAGUCAAGUCAAUGUAUACAUCUUCAUUAUGUAGUAUUGUGUUUACAAUACCCAUACACAUACACACAAGUAAACAAUAUUAUUUCUAUUAUUUCUAGUCCAUAAAAGGAUUAUAUGCACUAUUAUUAUAAUUGUGUUGAUAUCUCAUUGAUUUCACAUUUUAUCACUUCUCAUAAUCUAAAUGAUGAUUUACUUUAUUCAAUUCAUUUUCUAUUGCUCUUAUUCAAUGAAUGAAUGUGUUCUAUUCUAAUGAAAGAAAUUAAUAAAAGAAAAUUAGACAAUACAUGUUUAUACAUUUUAUAUUUAAUAUUUACUAAUUUAUCAUAACUAAAUUAGUGAAAGCAUUCCUUAUUUGUUACUAUGUAGACAUAGGUGUCAAUGAUCGUUUAUUUCUUAAAAUAAACAAACAAAAAAGAGAAACAAUAACAACACAUGACAAUCCAUCAUAAAAUGACACUUAUAUUUUAACAUUUAAUUUAUUAUAUCAUCAAUCAGAUCUUAUUUCUUGUCAUACACCUUCAGUGAACUCAUUAAAUUACUUUAAUUCUAGAUUGAAAAGACUGGAAAAUAAAACAAUGUGACAGUAGAAAUCCAUAUAGAUUUUCUUUGAGAAAAAAUAAAGAAAGAAAAUACACAUUUAUUUUUUACAAUUUAUCUUAUUGCUCAUUUCACUAUGAUUGUUCUCUUUUCAUUAUUCUCUUUUGCCUGUUUUUUUCUUUUCUUUUUUCUUUCUCUCUCUUUUUCACCAAAAUAAACUAGUUUGUUUUAAUGAUUCUCUGUUGUUUUUUUUUACAAUUUGUUCAUUGAUUAUUUUCGACUUUUUUGUAUAGUAGUAGUACAUUAUGGUGUAUGUUUUCAUAGACGUAAAAAACAAAAGCUGUUCAUUAUAUUUCUCUAAUUUAAGUGUCUCUAAUUGUUUUUGUUCGAGUUGUUGUUGUUGUUGUUUUUCUUUUCUUUUCUUUUCUUCAUUGUAUCAUUUUCCUCCAUAUUUAUAUAAAACAUCUAUUUGUAUAGUAAUAACACAAUUGUAAGUUGAAUGAGACUUAUCUUUUCUUUUUUAGAUUGUUAUUUGUUUUUAAUAAUAAUAAUAAAAUAAUCUAUAAUUUUCCUUUUACAUUUGAUUGUAUCAUUUAAUCUAUAGUCAUUAGUUGAAUAUCUAUAAUAAAAUAGGUCUUGAAUGGUGUCUUCUUUGAAUUCUACAAAUAAACUAUGUAAAAUGUAUUAUGACUUCUUGUAUCUUGUUCUCAUUAUUAUUAUUAUUAUUGUGAGGUUAUGGUGAGUAUUCUUCUUUUUCCUCCGUCUCUCCUUUCGCUUUAUAUAAAUUGAAUAAACAUAAAAUAAUAAUAACACUUUUUUUUCAUCCUUUUUUUUCACUAAUCAUUCCAUCCUAUUAGUGUGUUUACUUAUUUCUCUCUACUCUACUUUACUCAUCUCUACUCUACUCUUCUCUACUCUCUAUUACCUUAAACGCUCCCUCCAUCAUUCAACAUCAUAAUUUCUAAUUCUUGUUUAUUUUAAAUAACUAUGUGUUAUUGAUAUAAUAAUAAUAAUAAUAAUAAUAAUAAUAAUAAUAAUUAUUAUUAUUAUUAUUAUAAUUAAUCAUCAUAACCAUAAUUAUAAUAAAGUAUAGGACAUGUUUAUUAAUUACAUGCAUAUAUGUGUAUACAUAUAUAUAUAUAUAUAUAUAUAUAUAUGCAUAAAUAUUUAUUUAUUGGUUUAUUGGUUUAUUGAUUUAUUGAUUUAUUUAUGAACACAAAUCGAUCUGUAUACAAAAAAUUCAUAAUGAAUUAUAGAAACUAAUUAAAACUUACUAUUAUGUAUUCCUUUGUAUUCAUGACAAAUAAUUAACGAAGAAUAAAAUAAAUAAAUUUAAUUAAAUGUAUAACCUUACGCACAUACACACACAUACGCACACAUAUAUAAAUAUAUGUAUGCGUGUGUGUGUGUGUGUGUGUGUGCAAACAAUCAACAACUCAUUCUCCCCUAACAUACAUUGAAACUAUCAUAGACAUUAAUAUUAUAUAAAUAUAUUUUUGUUUUCGGAGCUGUGUGCCAUUUUCAUAUUAUUAUUAUUAUUAUUAUUACUAUUACUAUUAUGAUUAUUAUUAUUCCUUCAGAUAAUUAAUAAUGAUAAUAUUAGUAAGUGAAUAUAACAUUAAUUGUUCUAUUAAAUUCAUUUCAAUAAAUAAAACAAGAAAGAAUUUCUAUUUAAAUU